CAAUUAUAACUAUGUUUAUGAUAUUUCUAGAUAUUUCUUGAGUACCGAAAAGUCAUCGAUAGAACGGCAUUUGUAUUCAGUUAGUUUUGAUGGGAAAACUAGAACUGCUUUGACUCCAACUGAUGAGACAGCCUAUUAUUCUGUAGAUUUUUCUACAGGUGCUGAGUAUUAUAAUCUAAAAUACGAAGGUCCUGAUGUUCCUUGGCAGAAAGUAUUGAAAGUUAGCAAUAGCUCAUUUGAAAUGAUCCUGCAGGACAACAAUAAUCUUAAAGAAUUACUUAAAACUAUUGAUUUACCCACAAUAAGACGUUUUACAGUAGAAAGUGAAGGAAAUCAACUCAACGUUAUGGAGAUCCAACCACCAGGAAUGGAUUUAACUGGACGUGAAAAAUACCCUGUUCUUUUUCAUAUAUACGCAGGUCCAAAUUCUCAAUAUGUUCAUACAAAGUUUAAUAUUGAUUGGCAUUCGUUUUUAGCGUCUUCACCACGCUUAAAAUAUGUUGUUGUGCUGGUUGACCCUAGAGGAACUGGGCUCAAGGGUCGUGCUUUUCGUUGUAGUGUAAGAAAACAUUUGGGAGAAUUCGAAUCAACAGAUAUAAUUAAUUCAGCAAAAUAUUGGGCUAGUUUACCGUAUGUUGAUUCUGGUAAAAUGGCUAUUUGGGGAUGGUCAUUCGGAGGUUUUGUAACUUCUAAAGUUAUCGAGAUGGAUUCCGGGAUGUUUCAAGUAGGAAUGGCUGUAGCACCAGUAACAGACUGGAGGUUCUAUGAUUCGAUUUACACGGAACGCUACAUGAAAACUCCUGCAUUAAACCCAUUAGGUUAUCAACUUAGCGCUAUAACCAACAUGACCGGGUUCGAUCAUGCCAAAUUCUUGGUGGUGCACGGAACUGGUGAUGGUAAAUAUUUUAUCAUUCUAUGA
Messenger RNA from Cetraspora pellucida, 919 nucleotides. The record is from the annotation of a GenBank genome assembly. NCBI's taxonomy places the organism in Eukaryota, Fungi, Glomeromycota, Glomeromycetes, Diversisporales, Gigasporaceae.